AUGUCUUUGCCUGGAUGGUCUAACGUAUCGUUGUCUUCUGAAAACUCCUUCGCAGUGUCCUAUCUCAACCGUCCGAAUGGACGCAUCAUAUCUGCCUUCUUCCUCGGAUGCGUCUUCAUGAAUGGUCUGCAGCACAUGUCGAGCUCUCUCUUCUUCCGUGGUGUCCUGGCGCGCCUGCAUCGGUGUUUCCAAUCGUUCUAUCUGUACUUUCUCUCGCAGUGGGGCGCCUUCGAACUCCCCACGUUGUGCUCAGAGAAGGCCGCGCUACAUGAAGAGGAGACGGCCUCCAUACAUAAUUACAGCGACCACAUGGCCCUCGUCUUUACGCUCAAUCUGUGCCUCUCCCUCGCCGGGCUAGCCUAUUUCAUCUCGCUCUUAGCAUUCCAGAACCAGAGCGCCUGGAAAACAGGCUGUGUAUUCGUGGUUGCGUGGGGAGGCAUGGCCUCUCAGGUCGCAAUUCUGCUGGGUCUGAUGAUUUUGAUCAUCGAACUCAGUCAGAUUGGUGUCAAGAGAUGGGAACCGCUUGCGUUGUAUGGUUUUGCACUCGUGGGACUUGCAUUUGUGUUCGCGACGAACGCAACCAACAGCGGCACAACGAAGGUAGCUCAAAGUGUUGGCAUAGUCUUCUGCUACAAAAAACGCUUUCUUCCCACCACCCUGACAUCAAGCAUCAUUCGGUUUGUCAUCGAGACGUAUCUCAUUGUGCGUCUCGUGAUACUGUCCCGAAGCCGACGCCGCUGGCUCAGCGAUCACCCAGUCAAGGCUGUGACUAUCGUCAGGGCGUGCAGCCUUCUGUUGCUCGAUCUGCUCACCGUCGUGCCAGACUCCAUCGUGACCAAUGUCGUCGCGAAAUUUCUUCCGUUUUGCAUCGGCGCUGUGACUGUGUUUGCGGCCUUUAACUGGAAAUGGACGACCCUGCAUCCUUCUAGCAAGUCUAAUAUGCAAUCAUCAGCCUUUGCGACCAAGCACUCCGCACAUUCUGUUACUUCCACCUCUCAUACCACAUUCAGUCUUGCAUCAAGGGAGCACAUGUUCGACGCCGAUGAGCUCGAGCAGGCCAACAGCCCGCUUGACAUGGAGAACGUCAUCAUCAUCACCACUGGGGCUACAACGCAGCAGCACUCCGUCAAGCCAAUCAUGCUCCCUGUGCCUCUCCACCCGCGCAGCGCGCCACCACAGUUUCACGAGUUUUCCGUUUUCCCGGGCAAGAUUUUACGGUCGCAGGCCGAGGUUGCGGCACAGCUUGAGAUGGAGGCCGCGUCCACAUCCCAAACCCAACCCGAGGCGAUGUCGGGACCCGCCGUGCCGCGUCCGGAAGGCGAGCAGAAUACGGCUACUGUCCUGUACGACGACGACGACGUUCUUUACGAGAUUGACCGCGCGUCGCUGUCCUCGCUUGUAUAUGGCUCCGACAUUCUGCAGGUGACACCAAGCAAGCGGCGGGCGGAUGGCGCAGUGCACGUCUCACCCGCCCCGACUCAGACGAGCUUCGCGCUCUCUCCACGCAGCUCACGUCGGACUACAUACCGUUUCUCGCAUAGCCCCUCUAUCAUGACAACCAAGAGCUCGGCUGGGUCGUUUGCCGAGUGGGACGACGGCAUGCCGCGCUCUGCCCGAAAAUCUAUUAGGCGCCAAGCGCUGCUGCUCUCGGCGCUCGACUCCUCGACUCCAUCGUCCUCGACUUCGAGACACUUCUGGCGGCGGCGUUCCUCGACACGUGUGCGCACCUUCAGUGCCAGCGUUGCCGCCGGCACUGCAGACACGGAGCUCACACCCGUGUAUGAGAGCUCACCUGCACCUGGAGCGCAGUGGUUCCCUUCUCCGGACGUGGGCAAUGGCAACAACGCUGCCAGGAAGUCCCGCAGGGGGGCAUUCGGACGAAGCGCGCGGUUCUCGCGCCGUACGACAGCCUCGUCCAGCAGUCGGAUCAGGAGCUCAACCAGCGAGCCUGCUCCGUCACUCCCUACUGCUGUCUUGCACCCUGUCCCGCCUACGGUCCCGCCUGUCGCCCUUCCCAGCCAUCCGCCGAGCAUACUAAGCUCGACACGCCGGCGCGCGCUCCCCACCCCCUGGAUGUCCGUGCCCAAGGCCCAGGUCUCGCCCGCGUCUUCAGCCACGCUGCCGCUGUUCACUUCCGUAUCCGCCCCGGCGGCGCCUGCGCAGCCGCAGACUGCCACCGGCAGCACGUUCGAAUUACCGGCGAGCGCGGGUAUGGUAGAGGGUCCGCAUCCCCCACCCUCUGCGCUACUCUCGGGUACCGCGCUACAAGAGUAUCGCGACACGAACACGCGGAAUGAGAUCUCGCGCCACCGGCGGAGCGAUAGCUCGUCGUCGGCGUACUCUCAGGAGUCGUGUGUCAGUUUGGAAAUUGUCAGGCGGCCGAGCAUGCAGUGGUAGAACAGAC
Phanerochaete carnosa HHB-10118-sp is the source of this 2404-nucleotide messenger RNA. RefSeq lists its product as uncharacterized. Bases 1 to 2397 code for a protein of 798 amino acids. The transcript is spliced from 7 exons. The record is from RefSeq and is a predicted model, not a curated record. Lineage: Eukaryota; Fungi; Basidiomycota; Agaricomycetes; Polyporales; Phanerochaetaceae.